AUGCAAAACAACGGUAUUCCAAGAGUGUCAACACUACCAUCAAAACCGGAACUAAGAGAAGAUUUGCAGAUAUCACGUAAGAUUUCCAUGAACGACACCAUGAGGACCCCUCAAAUGAUCAUUGGCGACGGUUCCGUUUUGAAGAUGGAUCAACUUUUGACCUUAGAUUUCGAUGAUCAUCAAUCAAAUGCUUUACUAUUUAUAACAUCUCACCCGUCUAAAUGCGAUGAGUGCGAACAACGACCUGGUCAAGUGACCUGUAAUGAUUGCGGUCUAGUCUAUUGUGCCGAAUGUGACACUCAUAGACACCGUAAAGGGAAACUGCAAUUGCAUCAGCGAAAGACACUAGCACAAAAGCAAAUUGAAAGUCCAGAACUUGAAGAACUUGAGGAGGAACGGGAAAAUUGUAUUGCCAAGUGGAAAACCUGUGACGUGUGUGACUGGCUACAAGCUCACGACUUGGAUUUGUUUGUGAAAGAAGCACAACGACAAGGACUUACUGGAGAAAGUCUAUUGGCUUCAAAUGGACUAGACAAGCUCUUGGAUGCUUUAACGGGUGUCAGUCGUGGGCACAAGAAAAAGUUGCAGAGAGAAGUUUACAAGUUUCAGAAUUCAAUCGAACGCUCGUUAACUUUUGAGGACGAAGUAUUACCUGAACCUGCACCUUCACCACCGAUAGAUCCAGAUAAGAGUUCAAUGCAACGUGUCAAACUUGAUAUCCGCGGUGCUGUUGAGUCAAUGGUAACGUUACCAGCUCGGCAACUUGCGCCAGAAUUGAAUCCGUUAGGAUUUAGCCCAUUGAAGAUUGACUUGGAUGAAGAUGAUCGUGUAGCAAGUAUAGCUCCCAAGCGGAGCAGAGGUGGGAGACAGACUUUACGUGCGCUAGAACUGGAUAUUGCACAGGUAAAAAAGGAGGAGAAGACAGUAGCUGCGUCUUUUGAUUUCUCGGCAACAGGAAGACUGCAGACCCAAGGUUUUGAGAUUAAUCAGUGCGAAGCACAUGAAAAGAAGUCUGCAUCAACGGCAAAUACAGUCAGUACGAAAGACUACUUGCUGCUGCUUGAGGAACUUGGCCAUGGAGCUGGUGGAAAAGUGUACAAGGCGCUGUAUAUGCCAACGUUCAUGUUGGUUGCUGUAAAGGUCAUUCGUGUCUACGACCAGAAGAAGCGUCAUCAAAUGGUGCGUGAACUCAAGUCAUUAUACGUGAAUUUUGUGCCGCUGGCUACUGCCACUUUGCCGUCUACUUUUGCUGCAACAUCAUCCGUUGCACAAGCAGCAUGCAAAGAGCUUGUAGUCUUUUACGACGCGUACACAAAUCCUGAGGUUGGUUCCGUAUCGAUUGUUUUGGAGUACAUGGAUGGAGGUUCUCUGGAAGAUUAUGUACAGUCUGUUACCGAAGGCGAUGAAGAGAACGCGGGUUGCUUGUCCGAAGAGAAGAUUGCGAAUAUUGCGAUGUGCGGAUUGAAAGGUCUUGCUUUCUUGCAUGAGCAUCACCAGCUACAUCGAGAUAUCAAGCUUAGCAACAUGCUGAUAAACCACCAAGGUCAAGUCAAGAUAUCGGAUUUCGGUAUUUCACGCGACCUCGAGAGUACUUUGGCCAAGGCAACGACAUUCACGGGCACACUUUUGUACAUGGCACCUGAAAGAAUCAGUGGGGGUAUGUACUCGUAUCCUUCCGACCUCUGGUCUUUUGGGCUAGCAAUCAUGGCUUGUGUUAUCGGAAAGCUUCCUGUCCCGACCAGCGACGGCUACUGGGGUGUGGUUCACGCUGUGCAAGAGCAACCUUCACCGCGGCUUCAGGACUAUGGCGACCACUUUUCCCCGGAGUUGUGCGAUUUUCUCGACCAGUGCUUGCACAAAAACCCGCUAUAUCGACCUCCUGCUGCUACCCUCCUUGAGCAUCCGUUCAUUAAGAAGAAUUACUUGCCAAGCGAGCAAGCAACCGUUGAUUUGAGUCGAGGCCGACAGCCUCUAACAACAAAGCUACUUGAGCGCAGUCGCAAAGACAUGAUAAGCAUUGCCGUGAAGGCUCAAAGCUGGUGUCGAGACCAUGUCAAUGCUUUUCGACGACUUUCGUACAUCAAUGAGGGAACGGAGGUACAAAGCACUUCCAGCCGGAGCAAGAUCGAGGCUUUAGCCAAACAGCUGCGCCUACCAGUCGACGAAGUGGCGCCGCACUUUACGUUCCUAGAUGAGUAUUGCAAAUGA
Molecule: messenger RNA, 2208 nt
Organism: Peronospora belbahrii
Lineage: Eukaryota; Oomycota; Peronosporomycetes; Peronosporales; Peronosporaceae
Source: the annotation of a GenBank genome assembly